AGUCUGACAUGAGCUUUUAGUCAUGCAAUUUGAAUAUCAUAGUUAAAAAUUAAAUUUGACAUUGAAUAAAAUUUGACGUGAGAAUGAUGGGGUGAAACGAGCACGGAGCAGUGUAUUUUACAGUGGAUCUAGUUGGCUAUGGAGGACAGAGUCGUUGUUAAAAAGAGAGGGCGACCAAACAGAGGGGGAGGACGUUUGAAUCGCGGUUCAUCAAAGAAUUCCCGAGGAAGAGGCAGUCGUCAAGGAAGAAAUGAUGAGCGACAACAACCAGAGAGGGGAAGAGUAGAUCGACAACAGCCAGAGAUGGGGAGAGUAGAGCGACAACAGCCAGAGAGGGGGAGAAUAGAGAGUGAUGACAGAUAUCGGAGGAGUUCUGUACAAGUUGUUCCUAGUUUUGAGAAGGAAGUCCGUGUCCCCAUGCAGAAACUUCAAAUGACGUCAGAGAACCAAGACAUGGUUGAGGACAUGCUGAAAGAUUUACGUGGAGAAGAAUUUGAUAUCUACAGUGAUGAGGAGUACGAUGAAAUGGACGACCGGUAUGAGGACCAGUACUGGAUGACUGACAAUAACCUGUAUGUAGAGGAUGCCAUCAACUACGCAGUUCCUAAACAAAAAGUCCAAGAAGAGAAAGUUAAUAGAUUUGCCGUGAACAAGCUUGUCAGGUAUGGAUUUGACAAGCAGAGAUGUGUUGAAGCAUUGCAUCUUCUUGAUGGAGAUAUUGGAUCAUCAUUUGAAUAUCUGUACAGUAAAUGUUUUGAUUUGCCAGUCCCAAUGGAUAUAGGUACUGAUGAAGAAGAGGAUAAUGAUGAGAAUGGAAGUUUUUCAAAUGAACUCAUUCAGAGCAAGGAGGAAAAGCUGCAGGAAAGAGGGGUAACAUGGGAGGAAGUGGAGGAACAGAGAGAGGAGGAAAUUUUAGCUUUGGAGUCCAUUUACAUUGAUGAGUUUGAAGUUAGAAUCCCAAACAGAAUAUGGAUGUUUCGAUUGGAAUUAAAAAAUUUGGUAGAUUUAGUAAUGGAUUCUACCAAAGGAUUGAAUGUCCAUGCAGAAGCUUUGGCAGAGGAGAAUUCAGACAUUUGUAAAUUUUAUAAGAAAGGUUCAUGUCACUUUGGUGACAGAUGUCGAUACAAGCAUUCACUGGAAGAUUCUAGUGUAAAGAAAAACACAGAGGAAAAGGAAGACAAGGCUAAUUUUGAAUUAGAACUUCGUUUUGGUAAAGACAAUAUUUACCCAUAUGAACCACCUAUUAUUGGGUUUUCUGCAUUAGUGCCAGGAUUUCCCAGUCAUGUUUGUUUGAAUAUAACAGACAAUAUGCUGAAGGAAGCCAGAGAGCUUGCUUCUAAUCAGUCACCUGCAUCAUUUUCUCUCAUAGCUUUGCUUGAAGAUGACCUCAUGGCUGCUCAAUGGAUUGAAAAACAUCCUUUACCAUUUAGUCUUCCGGAAUCAGAAUCUUCUAUAAUUUCUAGUUCAAGGUCUUCCAAGAGACAAGGAGAUGGGAAUUUUCAACAGUGUGCAAAGUAUCAUGUUGCAGAAUCCAUGAAUGACAAAUACACUGAAAUUACUGAUGAGAAAGAGGCUGAAGUUUUGAUGAAAAUGGUGGAAGCAGAAGAAAACAUUAAACAGAGAAAGGAAGAUGGUAAAAGUGAAGCAGAUGAAGUGGAGGAUAAACCUGUAUCAGUCAAAAGGACAAAUUUCAGAGAGUCGGAUCAAGGAAACAAAGUAUCUCAAGGAGAAAUUCUUAGGCAAAACAGGAGACUGAAGGAUGAAUAUCACAGAAAACUGGGUUCAAAAUCUUUGAGUUCAAUGGUUUCUCAAAGAAAGCGCCUGCCAGCUUGGAAUAAACAAGACGAUAUUCUGGAAUCCCUGAAAAAACACCAAGUUUUGGUCAUUAGUGGAAUGACUGGCUGUGGAAAGACAACCCAAGUGCCACAGUUUAUCCUGGACUCCUAUUUGAGCACUAAGGAUCUGAAGAUUUGUAAUAUUAUGUGUACACAGCCUCGGAGGAUCUCUGCCAUGGCCGUGGCUGAGAGGGUGGCAGAGGAGAGAACUGACAAACUGGGUAGAAUUGUGGGAUAUCAGAUCAGACUGGAAAAAGUCCAGUCAUCAUUGACACGACUGCUGUUUUGCACAACUGGGAUUGUGCUUAGAAGGCUAGAGGGGGAUCCAGAUCUUCAUGGGGUGUCACACAUAAUCAUUGACGAAGUUCAUGAAAGAUCAGAGGAAAGUGACUUUCUGAUGAUGUACUUGAGAGACAUGCUUCCUAACAGACCAGACCUUAAGGUCAUUCUGAUGAGUGCUACACUAAAUGCAGAGUUGUUCUCGGAGUACUUCAAUGGCUGCCCCGUUAUAGAUAUCCCUGGUAAAACCUUUCCUGUGCAGUCCUUCUUUCUGGAGGAUGCUGUAGAGUUCACACGUUUUGUGAUUGAGGAGAAAUCGUCAUUUGCCCGUCCCCUAAAGCAGAUGAAUGCUGUCAGGCAGGGACAGUCAUGGCAGAUGUUUGAGGAGGACUACAACACAGACCCAGCUAAACCCCCGGGGGAGAGGGUUAAAGAUGAGAACCUCACUGUCAAACAGCUUAUGUACAGAUAUGCAGGUUACAAGAAGUCAACAUGUAAAGCUCUAUCAGUAAUGGAUCUAGACAAGAUUAAUUUUGACAUAAUUGUCGCACUUCUGGAAUGGAUUGUUGAUGGGGAUCAUCAGUACUCAAAAGGAGCCGUUUUAGUGUUCCUGCCUGGGUUUGCAGAGAUACAGCAGUUGUAUGAGGCACUGGUGUCUCACAGAGUGUUUGGAGCCAGAAGUGGUGGCAGGUUUAAAAUAAUUCCCCUGCACUCAACACUCUCAAGUGAGGACCAGCACGCUGUGUUUUUGAAACCACCAGAAGGAGUCACAAAAAUUGUCAUAGCAACCAACAUAGCAGAAACUUCCAUCACAAUAGAUGAUAUCACCUUUGUUAUUGAUGCUGGGAAGAUGAAAGAGAAAAGAUAUGACUCCAGUAAAGGUAUGGAGAGUCUGGACACAGUGUGGGUGUCCAAAGCCAAUGCGCUCCAGAGGAGGGGUAGGGCAGGGAGAGUCACUUCAGGGGUGUGCUUUCACCUCUUCACCAGACACCGCUUUGACUACCACUUGCAGGAACAGCCAGUGCCAGAAAUCCAGAGAGCACCAUUGGAACAGAUCUCCUUAAGAAUUAAGAUGCUUGACAUUUUUAAGAAAGUAAAUGUACAGGGUGUAUUGGAACAGCUACCAGAACCCCCCGCUGAAGAAUCCAUUUCAGCAGCCCUCAGACGAUUGCAGGAUCUUGGUGCUCUAGAUGAAAAUGAUGAGUUAACUCCCUUGGGUUAUCAUCUUGGAUCAUUGCCAGUUGAUGUUAGAAUUGGAAAACUGAUGUUGUUUGGAGCAAUAUUCAGGUGUCUUGACCCAGCACUAACCAUUGCUGCUACCCUUAGUUACAAGUCACCAUUUGUAUCUCCAUUUGACAAGAGAGAUGAAGCAGACAAGAAAAAAUUGGAAUUUGCUGUGGGAAAUUCAGAUCAUCUCACUAUGCUCAAUGCGUACAAGGGAUGGAUAGAGUCCAGAAUGAAAUCUCAUAAUGAGGGUUACAGAUUUUGCCAUGAAAACUUUCUGUCAUACAAAUCACUUCAGAUGUUGGCCAGCAUGAAGCAGCAAUUUGUAGAGCUUCUGUCAGACAUUGGGUUUGUGAAGGAGGGGGUUGUGGUCAGAGAUGUAGAGAGAGCAGCGAGAGGCGGAUCCGAUGGGGUGGUGGAUGUCACAGGAAUAGAGGCAAAUAUAAAUUCAACAAAUUGGAAGCUAGUUUCUGCCAUUUUGGUUGGAGCAUUGUACCCAAAUGUUGUUCAGGUGAUGAAACCAUCAACUAAAUUUAGCCAGGGUAGCACAGGUGCAGUUUACAAGGCUCCAAAACCUGAUGAACUGAAGUUUAGAACCAAAACAGAUGGCUUUGUCCACAUUCAUCCGUCCUCCGUGAACUUCCAAGUUAACCAUUACGAGAGUCCAUAUCUUGUAUACCAUGAAAAAGUGAAAACCACAAAGGUAUACAUCCGUGACUGUACCAUGGUCAGUAUGUAUCCCCUGCUGCUGUUUGGAGGGGGGAGCAUUUCAGUGGAUCUAGAGAAAGGAAACUUCAUCCUCUCCAUAGAUGAUGGUUGGAUACGAUUCCUAGCAGAUUCACCCAAGGUUGCAGAGUUGGUGCGCGAGCUAAGGUUGGAACUAGAUCAACUUUUGACUGAUAAAAUCCAGAACCCACAUAUGGAUCUGUGUACCUGUCCAAAAGGAAGCAAAAUUAUCGACACCAUAGUUAAACUGUUCAGCACUCAGUAAAGCUACAGCGAGUUAACGUAUAGUUCUAGUAAUGUUGACGACAGAGUGCAAUCGAGUACUGGGACAUUUUAACAUCUAUGCAGUUUAUUUUUUUAUUUGAUAGUAGUAUGGAGAUCAUCUCAGAGGGAGAGGUGCUGCAUUCAGAAUCAGGACUGUACAUUUGUAUCUCUACUUAACCCAACAAUUCAAAGUACUGUAUAAUGGGUAUUUUCUGCUGGUGGAAAUUUUUGUGAUUUGUUCCCAAAGAGGUAGCAAAUUAUAUUCUGUGUUUCCAAAUUUUUACUGUUGCAUUAUACCUAUAUACAGGUAAAUACUUGUAUUUACAUGUAUCUUUUUUAUACAUUUCACAAUUGUAAUGUCUGCAGAUUUUUACUAACUGCAGAAAAUACCCAUAUAUACAGUAUCCUGUUUGGUGCCAAAUUUUAUAACUACAUGUACUUGGGAUAUCAGAAUUAGAAGUGGAUAUAAUAUACAUAUAUAUCUACAUGUACAUUGUAUCUCUUAUGUUCACACUAAUGAUGUAUAAUUGUACAUAGCAAGACUUGAUAAAAAAAAAACUUGUUCAGUAUCUUUUAAUAUAUUUAUUUCAUUUCUCCCAUGAGACAUCGUGCAAUAAAUUGUGAUCAACAACUC
Ostrea edulis (European flat oyster) is the source of this 4962-nucleotide messenger RNA. RefSeq names its product putative ATP-dependent RNA helicase DHX57. Gene Ontology annotation, molecular function: RNA binding; protein binding; metal ion binding. NCBI's taxonomy places the organism in Eukaryota, Metazoa, Mollusca, Bivalvia, Ostreida, Ostreidae. The transcript has 26 exons. The record is from RefSeq and is a predicted model, not a curated record. Gene Ontology annotation, cellular component: intracellular anatomical structure. The coding region runs from base 139 to 4329 and encodes 1396 amino acids.